AUGACGGCAGAAACCGCAGCUCCGUGUGUUCAAAGUGUACAAAGUGUACCCAGUGGCGUUAUGGUAGACGAGACAAGUGGAAUAGAUCAGCAAAAUCAUCAUCAGCAGCAGCAUCAUCAUCAAAAAUCCCUCAUAAACAAUGUCAGUAGUAACAAUACAUCACCGACAAAUCGGCCACUAUUAUCACCCGGCUUUCCAAACUCAUCAUCGAAUCCUCCGGAAUAUAAUCCGGAAUACGCGAGUAUGGAAUCCUGGCUUGAUGAACAUCCAGACUUUGUUAAUGAUUAUUUUCUCAGAAAAGUGACACGGCAGACUGUCGACGCGUGGUUAGUAAUGCACGCAACGCCAACAGCAUCAUCAGCAAGUUGCAUGAUGGACGGCAUGAUGAGCGGUCAGAAUCACUGCUCACAAAAUUCAAACGCUUGUAAUAAUGCCGGUAGCACUACUGUUACGUCACCGGGUGGUGGAUCAGGUGCUACAACACCGGUUCGCAAAAUAUCAGCACACGAAUUUGAACGUGGUGGAUUACUUAAACCGAUUGUCAAUACUAUUGACGGCACGCCGACAUUCCUAAGCAUCGCGCCUGAAGAUUCCGGACAGACCGGUGCUGGGCAACAGGGUGGCGGAACUAGUGGUGCUGUUAGGCCGCAACGAAAGUCCAGAAAUGAAUUACGGCAACUUGAUGAAAGAGAUCUUAUAUUUGAGUUGGUCAAGGAUAUAUGUAAUGAGCUGGACGUGCGAUCGCUGUGUCAUAAAAUCCUUCAGAAUGUCAGCAUGCUGUUGCAUGCAGACCGCGGAUCUUUGUUUUUGGUCCAGGGCGAGCGAAAGUGCGCCGCUGACAGCAACUUACGUUCCGAUAACUUCAAUCCUCUCAUCAGAGGGAGUUUCAAUAACAACAAUAAUAACAGCAUCAGUAAAAAUAAUAAUAAUAACAAUAAAAAUAAAAUUCCUGGUAAGAGUAAGAGCUCCGAUGAAUCAGUGAGUGAUAAUUUAAGUCCUCCAAAAUUAACACGCCCGAGAAGCAGGUGUCUCGUAUCGAAGCUCUUUGAUGUUUGCUCGAGAUCGACACUCGUCGAAAUGGAGAAAAAUGACGAGAUUAAAAUUCCUUGGGGCACUGGGAUUGUUGGAUUUGUUGCGGAGAGCGGCGAACCUGUUAAUAUUCCUGAUGCAUACAUGGAUGAUAGAUUUAAUCGCGAAAUAGAUGUGUUGACUGGGUACAGAACAAAAGCACUUUUGUGCAUGCCGAUAAAGGAUUGCAGCGGUGAUGUAAUAGGUGUUGCGCAAGUUAUCAAUAAAUUGGGCGGAGAAGCACAAUUUACGGUACAAGAUGAAAAAAUAUUCGCCAGUUAUCUUCAAUUUUGCGGGAUUGGCUUGAAGAAUGCACAGCUGUAUGAGAAAAGUCAGUUAGAGGUCAAGAGAAACCAGGUAUUAUUGGAUUUAGCUCGCAUGAUCUUUGAAGAGCAGAGCACAAUAGAGCAUAUGGUAUUUAGAAUUUUAACCCACACACAGUCUCUCAUUCAAUGCCAACGUGUACAGGUACUUUUAGUACAUAAAGCGUCAAAAGGAAGUUUUUCUCGGGUAUUUGAUUUUGAAGCAAAUGAUCUCACUGGCGAUGAUACGGAUUCUCGAACUAGUCCGUUCGAAAGUAGAUUUCCUAUAAACAUUGGUAUCACUGGGUAUGUUGCGACUACCGGUGAGACAGUAAAUAUUGCAAAUGCGUACGAGGAUACGCGAUUCGACCCUUCAGUGGACGAUGGUACUGGAUUCCGUCACAGGACAAUUCUUUGCAUGCCAAUAAAGAAUUCAUCCGGUCAAAUAAUUGGAGUUAUUCAGCUAGUAAAUAAAUUCGAAGAUCUUUUAUUUACUAAAAAUGAUGAGAAUUUCGUGGAAGCUUUUGCUAUUUUUUGUGGAAUGGGAAUUCAUAACACACAUAUGUAUGAAACAGCAAUCACUGCAAUGGCAAAGCAAAGUGUUACACUAGAAGUUCUAAGUUAUCAUGCGUCCGCCUCAAUAGACGAUGCAAUAAGAUUAAAGAGCUUAAGGGUGCCAUCCUCGGCAUACUUUCACCUCCACGAUUUCAAGUUCGAUGACAUACUAAUGGAGGACGAUGAUACUCUCACGGCGUGCUUAAGAAUGUUCCUCGACCUAGACUUUGUUGAACGGUUCCACAUUGACUACGAUGUACUUUGCCGUUGGUUAUUAAGUGUCAAAAAAAAUUAUCGUAAUGUUACUUAUCACAAUUGGCGACACGCCUUCAACGUUGCGCAGAUGAUGUUUGCGAUACUAACGGCGACGCAGUGGUGGAAGAUAUUUGGAGAAAUCGAGUGCUUGGCUCUUAUAAUUGCCUGUCUUAGUCUUGGCAACCAGAUCCUGUCAAACGUGUCACCCGAUGAGUACUCACGGAUUGUAAAAGUCCUCGAAGACGCAAUUCUUUCCACAGAUUUGGCGGUAUACUUUCGCAAACGAGGUGCAUUUUUCAGCAUCGCACGCGGUCAAACCUACAAUUGGGCGUUGACCGAGCACCGGGAGCUACUGCGCGGGAUGCUGAUGACUGUCUGCGAUCUUGCGGCAAUAACAAAGCCAUGGGAAAUAGAGAAACGCGUCGCGGAACUAGUCAGCAGCGAAUUUUUCGAGCAAGGGGACAUUGAGCGACGAACACUCAACAUCACUCCAAUCGCAUUUGCAUUGCUUUCUGACAAACUAAAUCCUCUGAUGGAAGGAGUAAGGGAAAAUAAAAAAAAAUGGCUCGAGUUAGCUGAAAGUACAUGCACAUCCGGGAAUUGUACUAACCACGAUAGGACGUCGAUAGAUCAACCAGAUAAAGAAGACGACAAACACGAAAAUAUUGUCGUUGAAUAA
Cotesia congregata is the source of this 2859-nucleotide messenger RNA. NCBI's taxonomy places the organism in Eukaryota, Metazoa, Arthropoda, Insecta, Hymenoptera, Braconidae. The record is from the annotation of a GenBank genome assembly.